Punica granatum (pomegranate) is the source of this 954-nucleotide messenger RNA. Lineage: Eukaryota; Viridiplantae; Streptophyta; Magnoliopsida; Myrtales; Lythraceae. The record is from RefSeq and is a predicted model, not a curated record.
GAGAGGAACAGAAACAUUAUCCAAUUGAUGAAAUGAGCUGUAUGCAGUCUCCCAUCAACACCGUUGUUGUCACUUGCAGAGGAAGCAAUGGCGCUUCUUAACGUCUCCCUUUGUACUGCCAAACUCCCACCAAAACCUUCUUUCCCUCUCCCUCUGACCUCCUUUCCCCUCCAACUCUCCCGUUCUGAGCAUCUGCCUUUCCAAUUGCAGAGGCUCGGGGAGCCACCUCUGAAGCUCGGCGAAUCGGCGGCAAGAACAGGGCUGCUUGCUCUGUUGUCUGCUUCCCUGUUUUUCUCCGAUCCCGCCCUUGCAUUCAAGGGCGGAGGCCCCUAUGGUGCCGAAGUGACCCGAGGUCAGGACCUCACCGGGAAGGAUUUUAGCGGAAAGACUCUGAUCAAACAAGACUUCAAGACGUCCAUAUUACGGCAAGCCAACUUCAAAGGGGCUAAGCUGCUGGGCGCAAGCUUCUUCGAUGCUGAUCUAACAGGGGCUGAUUUUUCAGAAGCUGAUCUAAGGGGCGCUGAUUUUUCCUUAGCUAAUGUGACAAAGGCAAACCUGAGCGAUGCCAACUUAGAAGGAGCUCUUGCAACUGGCAACACGUCUUUUAGGGGAUCGAACAUCAAUGGUGCUGAUUUCACGGAUGUGCCUCUAAGAGACGAUCAACGGGAAUACCUCUGCAAAGUUGCUGAAGGGGUGAACCCAGUAACCGGAAACGCUACACGAGACACGCUGCUUUGUAAGUAGGGAUGAAGGGUUUCCCAGCGGCUGCAUUGUCAUUUCAACCGAGCUGAGACGAGGCGACAGCUGAAAACAUAUGUACACUUGUAUGAUAAUAUAAUAUGCUCUUGUUUGUUGAUAUGGAGGACAUUAAUAUAUGUCAAUGCUGUCCAUAAGUAAGUUUUCUUGAUGAAUAUGAAUUUCUAAUAAAACAUGCAACUAUUAGUAUUUGACUUC